Messenger RNA from Suricata suricatta (meerkat), 2911 nucleotides. It is a transcript of the gene CPEB3, whose product is annotated as cytoplasmic polyadenylation element binding protein 3. Gene Ontology annotation, biological process: negative regulation of cytoplasmic translation. The coding region runs from base 613 to 2769 and encodes 718 amino acids. Gene Ontology annotation, molecular function: mRNA regulatory element binding translation repressor activity; translation factor activity, RNA binding; mRNA 3'-UTR binding. NCBI's taxonomy places the organism in Eukaryota, Metazoa, Chordata, Mammalia, Carnivora, Herpestidae. The transcript has 13 exons. Gene Ontology annotation, cellular component: cytoplasm; neuron projection; nucleus. The record is from RefSeq and is a predicted model, not a curated record.
AUAGCACUGAGAGGCGGCGGAGUAGGCCUCAGUCCGGCGGCAGCCGCGAACCCGCCGCCCAACCUCCCGGGGUGGCUCCGCGAGCCCGGAGGCGGCGGUGCGCGUCCUGCGGGCGUCCGGAGGAGGCGGUGGAGAGCGAGGAGGAGGAGCCUGGGGUGGGGAGGCGGCAAUCGCGGACCGGGUUCCUGCCCGUCGGCCCGGGGUUCCGGUCCAUGGACCGCGGGCGCCGAGUUGCUGCCGGCGGAGGAGCUACCUCUGUGAGGUAAGAGUUACCGCCUCCGUGCGCGCCGGGGUCACGACGCAAGGCGGCCCAGAGCAGCCUGGGAGAUGUAGUCCUCGGACCGUCCGCGCUGGAGGCUGCACAGCCCGCCCGGACCACCGCCGCCGCGCCCGCAGCCGCCCGGCAGGCGCCCUCCCGUUUCCUUCCUCCAGGGGAAAAAUGUCCUUCGGGCCGCUUUCCAGGAAGCAGCAGGAUGUGCCUCUCCACUGUCAGUAGCAACAAGAUGAGAACAUUGAAAAUUGGGAAGAUGAAGUCAUAGCAAAUAAUGGCAUAGCUGACAUUUGAAUCCCAGUAUAUCUGACUUUACUGGAGGAACAGUGUCUGCGCAAACCAUGCAGGAUGAUUUACUGAUGGACAAAAGCAAAACCCAGCCCCAGCCCCAGCAGCAGCGGCAGCAGCAGCAGCAGCAGCAGCAGCAGCAGCCCCAGCCCGAACCCAGCGCAGCCGAAGCCCCGUCCACGCCCCUCUCCUCAGAGACCCCCAAGCCGGAGGACAGCAGCGCAGUGCCGGCCCUCAGCCCCGCCGCGGCCCCGCCGGCCCCCAACGGCCCCGACAAGAUGCAGAUGGAAUCGCCGCUCCUGCCGGGCUUGAGUUUCCACCAGCCUCCUCAGCAGCCGCCGCCGCCGCAGGAGCCCGCGGCGCCAGGCGCGUCGCUGUCGCCGUCCUUCGGCAGCACCUGGUCCACGGCCACGACGAACGCGGUGGAGGACAGCUUCUUCCAGGGGAUCACCCCAGUCAACGGGACCAUGCUAUUCCAGAACUUCCCGCACCAUGUCAACCCAGUCUUCGGAGGCACCUUCUCUCCGCAGAUCGGCCUGGCGCAGACCCAGCACCACCAGCAGCCGCCGCCGCCGGCGCCGCAGCCCGCGCAGCCCGCUCAGCCCCCGCAGGCACAGCCCCCGCAGCAGCGCCGCUCGCCCGCCAGCCCUAGCCAGGCGCCUUACGCGCAGAGGAGUGCCGCCGCGGCGUACGGCCACCAGCCCAUCAUGACCAGCAAGCCGUCCUCGUCCUCGGCUGCAGUAGCCGCCGCGGCCGCGGCCGCCGCUUCGUCCGCCUCGUCCAGCUGGAACACGCACCAGAGUGUGAACGCCGCCUGGAGCGCGCCGUCCAACCCGUGGGGCGGCCUGCCGGCUGGCCGGGACCCUCGCCGGGCGGUCGGCGUGGGCGUGGGCGUGGGUGUCGGCGUCCCCUCACCGCUCAACCCCAUCUCGCCUCUCAAAAAGCCCUUCUCCAGCAAUGUGAUCGCGCCGCCCAAGUUCCCCCGCGCGGCCCCGCUCACCUCCAAGUCCUGGAUGGAGGAUAACGCUUUCCGGACGGAUAAUGGUAACAAUCUGUUGCCAUUUCAGGACCGGAGUAGGCCCUAUGACACUUUUAACUUGCACUCGUUGGAGAACUCCUUAAUGGAUAUGAUAAGGACUGAUCAUGAGCCUCUGAAAGGUAAACACUACCCUCCCAGUGGCCCACCAAUGAGUUUCGCUGAUAUAAUGUGGAGGAAUCAUUUUGCAGGACGCAUGGGAAUAAAUUUCCAUCAUCCAGGAACAGAUAAUAUUAUGGCACUUAACACCAGGAGCUAUGGGCGGAGACGAGGUCGGUCUUCUCUCUUUCCCUUUGAAGAUGCCUUCCUGGAUGACAGUCAUGGUGAUCAAUCCUUGUCAUCUGGCUUGAGUUCUCCCACUCGCUGUCAAAAUGGAGAACGAGUAGAACGUUAUUCCAGAAAGGUGUUUGUUGGAGGCCUUCCUCCUGACAUCGAUGAAGAUGAGAUCACUGCCAGCUUUCGCAGGUUUGGACCUCUCGUCGUAGACUGGCCUCACAAAGCUGAAAGCAAGUCGUAUUUUCCUCCUAAAGGCUAUGCCUUUCUGCUGUUCCAGGAGGAGAGCUCAGUGCAAGCGUUGAUAGAUGCCUGCCUGGAAGAAGACGGGAAACUGUACCUGUGUGUGUCAAGCCCCACCAUCAAGGAUAAACCGGUGCAAAUUCGACCAUGGAACCUAAGUGACAGUGACUUUGUAAUGGAUGGUUCUCAGCCUUUGGACCCCAGAAAAACUAUCUUUGUUGGGGGAGUUCCACGACCCCUUCGAGCUGUUGAAUUGGCAAUGAUCAUGGACCGUUUGUAUGGAGGUGUCUGCUAUGCCGGCAUUGAUACGGACCCAGAGCUGAAGUACCCCAAAGGUGCUGGCCGCGUGGCGUUCUCCAAUCAGCAGAGUUACAUUGCAGCCAUCAGCGCUCGCUUUGUGCAGCUCCAACACAAUGACAUUGACAAACGGGUGGAGGUGAAGCCAUAUGUGCUGGAUGAUCAGAUGUGUGAUGAGUGCCAGGGCACGCGCUGUGGUGGGAAGUUUGCCCCGUUCUUCUGUGCCAACGUCACCUGUCUGCAGUAUUACUGCGAAUACUGCUGGGCGAGCAUACACUCCCGCGCCGGGCGGGAGUUCCACAAACCGCUGGUGAAGGAGGGAGGCGACCGUCCUCGGCACGUCCCGUUCCGCUGGAGCUGAGCCCAGGGCAGACCCAGCCACAAGUACUGGAGUAGAUAACAAGGAGGGAAAAGAGAGGGCACUGCCUCAGGGCUUACAGUGUUCUGGAAAUCUGUGCAUUCGUUCUUGAUUUUUAAAGAAGAAAUGGGUCUUUUUAUUAUUA